AUGUCGGAUGUCAUUGCACAUGGAGCCAACGCUGCAGCGUUGGCGGCGGCGACCCCGGAUCGAAAGCAGGAACAGGCUUUGUCAGGGUUUGGGAACGCCUGUUCGUGUGAGACGGUGGCUCCACUCUCGACCACUACCAUAACCAAUACGAUAUUCCCGGACCAGACCAUCACCACUACUGAGUCUGUCGCUCCCGGCUCCAACCAAACCGCAGUUCGGAUUGAGUCUGCUGAGUCUGGAGCUCUACCUUCUGGCGCAGCUGCUUCGAACGGUGCAGGCACGGUAGCAGUGCCUGCGAUCAUCACAAGUCCAGCAUCUAUCAGCGUGGUCGCCAGUGGUUCGAUCCUGCCUGUAGCUCCUCCUUCAGCUUCAGGUGGCACCUCAGCGCCUGUUGUGGUUGGUAUUCCUUUCGAAUGCCCGACAAGUGGUACCAAUACGGACGAGGCCAACGGGCUCAGCCCCCAGUUCAUUAUUGGCGACUUGCGUUACGAAUACUCCGUCUUGUGCGAUACCGCUGUAACAGGUUCCAAUACUCUAGCUGGCAUUCAGAAUGUUGCCAACCAGACAGCUUGCGCCGCUCAUUGUUCGCUCGUGAACAGUCGCUCGCAGAGGCAACUUUGUCAAUCAGCCUCUUUCGUGCCCAAUUCUGGUGCAUCUGACGGGCAAUGUUUCCUGCAUGGAUCAGCUCAAAACUUUGCGCGUUCACCUGGAAGUGUUACUAUCCUUUUGACGCAGGUAUCUUCCAAGUCCGACAACUGCAAGUCCGUCGACCUGGUCAAUGGUCCGAGCAAUACCACCGUAGAUACCGCACAGCUCGUAGGCGACGUUCUCACAGAGGGCUUCUCGUUAUCGACUCCAGGCCUAAUUACUCGAUCGGCGACAGGCGGCGUCUUCAAAACCUUCUGGUCCAGUGGCUACACGGACUCAGUCGGAGCCUAUCACUACAGUUGGUUCGAGGUCUACGCUUCGUCCAGCGCUUGGUGGGCAGCCUACGCCACGUCUUGGACAUGCACUGUCAAGAACACACCUAGGACUGUUGUUAUAGCGCAGCCGGUGCCGAACUUGACCUCGGUCUUUAUCGACGUCACUACUAUCGUUGAGAACGGCACCACCACAAUCAUCUCUGGUACGUCGACCUUCAGCCGCACUGGUGGCGAGGGAGUCAUAUUCCCAACAUCAGUUGCAGCGCUGGGCACUGGUGGCAACGGAAUUUUCACAAUAGCUGGCGCUACCGAAACAUCGAAUGCCACGGCAGGUGCAGGUGUGAGUGAGAUUCCAGCACCGACUUCGGCACCCGGUGUCGCCAAUGAGACGGCAAUUAUCCCUGCAGGAACCGGGUCGCAAGGCGCCGCUACAAUUAUCGUGUCCGGUAGUGCCGCUACAUUUAGCUCCGUCGAAGGUGGUGGCAUCAUUUCCGGAAGCCCAGUUCCUCAACCAAAUUCGACCGCUGGUCUCUCUGCGGGAAGUGCUGCCUUCAUUGCCUCGGGAGCCGCUUCCAUUGCUAAUGCUACGGCCGGAAGCGGUGACCAACCCGGCGUCGCCCAAUCGUCAGGUGGCCUUGCCUUCAGCAUUGCUGGUGCCAUUUCCACGGAAAUCAGCACCGGAGGGUUCGGCGUCAUUUUUCCUUCACCAAGCAAUGGAAACGCCAUAGGCACUGGCUCGAUUGCUGUACCCAGCUCUAAUGCUUCUGCUGAGGGAGUGCAGAGCCCAGCACGCACCUCCACCUCUGCGUUUGUCCUCCCUCCUCAGCACGGGUAUGAUUACACGCCGCCUAGCUCCGCAGUAGCAAGUCUGCCAUCUAGUUCGGCUGCCGUUUCGGGAUCUUCCGGAGGCGGACAAUUUUCUGAGUUUGGAGAAACGGCCACCUUGAACAUUGCCGGUUUUGAAACAGUCAUACCACCACCUCCGAUUGGAACCGGAACCAGCUCUGGUGCACCUAUCAACACAUUGAACGGCACUGUUGUCAUCGGAGCACCAACCGCCGGUAGCGUCGAGGUCACGUUGGUAGGAAGCACAGCAGUGAUUUUGUCCACAGGUGGUGCUGGUUCCUUGGGCCCUAUCCCCGUCACCGUCAACGGCACUGAGCUUCCGCCGUCGUUGGCGCCAAGCGGCUCUCUUCCUACUGGCACUGCCCCCACAAAUGAUUUCUCGAAUGCGGACAGUCCACGUCGUGGCUCCAUAUCGAGACCGACUGCGCCUGCUAAUUCUACAGCCUUCCUUCCUACGGGCACUGCCCCUGCAAGCGAGGCGCCCAUUUUCAACGCCACCGUAUCAGUCUCUGAGGGUGUGGCUGUCCUUUCCGUGUCCGGGGCCGCAUCAGUGCUCCUCUCUACUGGGGCAUCGAACGUCAUCCCACCAGUGUCUGCCAACAUCUCUAUUCCUACGCCAACAGAAUUCGUGUCGGAGACGGCCUCUGGUUUCGCUCCUUCGCCGAGCUCUAACAGCACCGCCGCGGAAGAAGGUGAAGAGGGCGGAGGACCUUUUGGUAUCCUCCAAUUCUCUGAAGAGGCUACUGAAGGGCCUUCUGAGUCGGGUGAGGUCGUACCCACGGGUGCUAUACCACUGCCAUCGAGCAACGUAACAUUACCUGCGUCGGUCAGCGCAACCCCUAGCCCAAGCUCGAAUGGCUCUCUUCCUGUUGGAACGGCGGUCUUCAUUACUUCCGGCGGGGUUAGCCUUUCUUCUGUGGCCUCCGGCGGUGGUGUCGUACUGCCUUCCUUGAACUUCUCCGUCGCUGUUAUACCGUCGUCGAGCGCAAACGUGUCCGUCAUCCCUCUGGGAACCGCGCCCGCCUCCGGAGCUCAGAACAUCCUGACUUCUGGAGCCACAGCCAUCAUCUUGUCAACGGGUACUGGUGGUGUGGUGUUGCCGAUGCCGACAAACCAAACGGCAAGCGCACCAGCGAGCCAGCCUGCGAGCCCUAGCACAACGAAUAUCGAGGAUGAGUUUAACAACUCAUUUGGGGAUCGAACUGGCGGGCUGAGGCGCAGCAGCACACGCGGCACAGCCUCUCUGGGCACUGCUCCGUUGGUGACCGCGCCUAUUGUGACAGGCAGUUCAGCUCCCGCUUCCAACUCCACUAUGCCGCCGCCACCACCACCAUACAUUCCAAAUGGCGGGUACGGAGUGGAGUCAGUUGAGGUGGUCAGUGUUGCGCAGCCUUCCGUCACCAUGGCUCCAGUCUCUGCAAACUCGAGCGCAGUGUUCCCAACUGCGAGCGGAAGCGCCGAACAACCUGCCGUAGUCAUCCCUGCGCUCACCGCAAACUUGACUCUGCUUCUCCCUAUGGCUAGCGGAAGUACUGAACAGCCUUCCGUAGUCAUUCCGCCGCUCUCUGUAAACCUGACCGUGGCUCUCCCUACGGCCAGCGGAAGCGUUGAACAGCCUUCCGCCGAAUUACCACCUAUUCCUGCAAACCGGACUGCUACGUCAAGCGGCGGCGCUGAACAGGCUUUCAUUUUCACUGAACAGCCUUCUGUAACGCUUCCGCCGCUGUCUGCUAAUUCGAGUGCGGUCUUCCCUACGGCAAGUGGUAGCACUGGACCGGAAUUCUCAAACUCGGGUGAUGAUCGAUUGGGACGCCCAAGAUCCCGGACAACAACAGGACCAAGCGAACAGCCGCUCGCCACAGGCAAUCUGACACUGUCCGGCACUGCGCCAAUACCGACAGCCAAUGCAUCGUUGCUAGGAACUGCUCCCUUGUCGGCUGUCCCUGUUCCUCUGACCACGGGUGUAGGUCUGAACAGCACACAACUGCCUGGUGCCACAGGGUCUUCUGUUGUCCCCGUCCAAUCAGCAAACAGUCCAUUCGGAUCUUUAGCUGUACCGGUGGUUUCCGCAAACUUCUCACUCCUGGCGACCGGAUCUAGUGCCGUACCCAUCCAGUCCGCUAACUCCACAGCGUUCCUACCAACUGGCACUGCUCCACCUGCCAACUCUACAACCGCACCAGGACCAGAGUUCUCAAACACUGAGAAUCCACGGCGUGGGUCCUUCUCGAGAUCAAGCGCGCCCGCCAAUUCUACAGGUCUCCUUCCCACGGGCACUGCCCCGGCUAUCAACACAGUGGCUUUGAACUCAAGCGCUCCAAUUGGUACCGCUUCAGCGCCAGUCCCCCUCUUCACUGCAGCCUCGGUGUCCAUCGCCGUCAUUUCGGAGAACGUUACCGUCCCGUUGGGCACGGGCGUAGUCAGCGCUUCUCCAUUACCGUCAGCUAACGUUACCGUUCCACUAUCAAUUGGCGUUGCCUUCAAUGAGACGACUCCAUUCGCGACAGGGACUGGUGCGUCGAUUACCCCAUCGGCCUCGUUGAACGGUACGGAAGGUUGCCCCACGCCAACUCCUACAGUCAUCCCUCACACAAUUGUCGUCACCACAGUCUCUUAUGAGACCUUGCUCGUUGGACCGUCGACAUGCGCUCCUACCGCCUCAGCAGGUCUCCUCGAAGCAGGCCUUCUCCAACUCAAUGCUACUCUACCCACGGGCACUGGAACAGCUGCCGUAUCAGCAGCCUCUCCAGUCAUAACCUCGCACCCAUACCGCCGUACAGGCGAGGUCGCCACCCAGGAGCAGAUUGACCAAUCCUGUGCGGACCAUGAUAACAUAGUCAUUAAUCCCGACUUCUCACCCGAGGCCGCGAAUACUGUAUUCGGCUGGACCACCAACGCCGACGACCCGUCUGUCAAUUUCCGCACCCAGAACUCCACCGAUGGUCAAUUUGCACGCGUACUCGCUGCCGCCACGAAUACGGCAUUGACGAUCAGCCAGCCGCUUACUCUCUGCCCUGGAAAAGAAUACAAGUUGAUCAGCACUAACAGGGUUGGCAACCUCAUGUCUAAGUGCCAGGCAGACUACUACAUCGGCGACGACUUCGUGUACCAAGCGAGUCCGCAGGAGACCUUCACAAAGAGGCAAGAGUUCUUCACCGCGGGUAGCUCACCGGCAGACGUCAGCCAGGACCUGAGAGUCGUGGUGAAGUGUAAUGGUGAGGCAGGCAUGACGGCGGGGACUGACGCUGAUGGAUAUAUGAACCUGGACAUUGAUGAUGUGGGUGUCCAGCUGGUAUAA
Molecule: messenger RNA, 5067 nt
Organism: Didymosphaeria variabile
Lineage: Eukaryota; Fungi; Ascomycota; Dothideomycetes; Pleosporales; Didymosphaeriaceae
Exons: 2
Coding region: 1-5067 (1688 amino acids)
Source: RefSeq, a predicted model, not a curated record